AUGGAGACGAUCGUGACGCCGCUGCGAGCCGCUGCGCCGAGAGCGCCGCUGCGCCAAUGGCAAGGCGGUCGGCCGAGGCUGCGUGCGGCUGUGCGGUGCGGCAGUGCAGCCUCAGCGUGUCCGCUCGUCAGGAGAUUGCCACGUGCCGGACCCCCAUUGCUGCGUGCGCCCUCUUCACAACGCGGCGGCAGCAGCAACAGAAGCGGCAGGUGGCAGGCAGGAAAGGCGCGAGCGAGGUUUGAGGCGGAGGGGAGGGGGAGAUACGAGCGAGCGGGGUAUGCGAGCUACGGGGAGUGGGACCCGCGCGCGGGGACAGGCGCGGAGGAGGAGGCGGAGGAGGGGGAGGGCGAGGGAGAGGGCGAGAUGAGCGCGGGAAUGGGGGCGGGGGAGGUCGAUGACAGGGGUUGGCGGACGGCGGAGGAGGUUCGGCGGGAGGUGGAGGCGCGGAGGCGCGCGGAGGCGGAAGCGGAGGCAGUGCGCGCAGCAGUGGAGGAGUAUAGAGACGCGGAGGAGUUCCUUAUAACGGAUAUAAAAGAAUCCGCGAAUCCCAACUACCUCGCGUCGCACCAGUCGUACCCCUCCCCCUUCAUCUACAUCCGCCCCGUCUGCUCGCGCCCCAACGAGGGGGAGCGCUUCCCCCGCGCGCGCAACCUGCUCGUGGGCGAGGCGGACCCUCUGGAGCGCGCCAUGGCGCUAGCAGCAGCGGAGGCGGGGCAUAUCAAGCUGCAUGGCGACAAGCCCACCAUGGCAGAGGCCGUGCUUGCUAGGGUGCGCCGCAAGCCACUUGCAGAUGAGAGACUGGCCAAGGAGGAGGAGUUACGGCAUCGCCUGGGCGAUUUGGCAUACUACCAGGAGUGGGUGGCGGCAUGGCCGCACGACACGUCACUCAAGGCGGUGCGGCGCGUGGCGAGGGAGACAGGGCGGCCCAUGCAGCACCAGAUCCUGGACAUGCUCGCCAUGCAGACCCAGCGCGAGUACAACGCCAUGUGUGGGAGGGACGUGCGGCUGCAGAAGGACCCGCUCGCCAUCCGCAUGGACAAGAGGCAGUGCAAGCGCGUGUGGGGUGGCGACCCUGUCUACCCAACGGUGAACUACGAGCAGGCGCCCGACCACGUGGUGGACUACCGCGGACCCAACUUCCACGAGCCCAGCGAGGACCCUUUCAACGUCGUGCGCCAGCAAGGCCGGGUGGUGACGCAGGAGCAGAUGGAGGCCAUCAUGGCACGCGAGCAGGAGGAGGAGGAGGCGUUCCUGCAAGAGCUGGAGGAGACAGGCGAGGACGCUGUUGAUAUUGGCGAGGAGGAGGAGGAUGAAGAGGAGGAGGAGGAGGAAGAGGAAGAGGAGGAGGAGGAGGAGGAAGAGGACGAGGUAAGCUGUUUCGGGGAACGAUGCAUGCUUUUGCACUCGAGACCCUUCCAGGUGUGCGUUUCAUCCUCUCUCACCACAUCUCGCUGUGCCUCCUCCCACACUUCCCACGCUUCUCCUUGCCUCCUCCUUCCCCCUCAGAUAUCGGAGGACGAUGAUUCGGACGAGGGCCAGCAGGCACAGACGUCAUCACAUGGGCAUGCGGUGCGGGAGGGGCGGGGGAGGCGGCCAGCGGAGAUCCUGGAGGAGGACGAGCAGACGGGCAUGCAGUGGGUGGCCGUGCCCACGCGCAUGGAGGGCACGCCGGGGCGACUUGCUUAUGAGGAGGACAGUGAGGGGAUGAGUGAAGAGGAGGAUGAGAAGGGGGAUGCUGCUGCUGGUGCUGGUGGUGCUGCUAGAGGCGGCAUUUAA
Molecule: messenger RNA, 1776 nt
Organism: Closterium sp. Yama58-4
Lineage: Eukaryota; Viridiplantae; Streptophyta; Zygnematophyceae; Desmidiales; Closteriaceae
Source: the annotation of a GenBank genome assembly